AUGCUAGCUCCUAGAGGACGUUCGACACCUACAGCACCCAUUACACUGUCGAUGCAGAUGAUGACCUCCGAAACAGGACCAUUUGGCUCUCAAGGUCUUCCAGGCCACUCUACCGAAAGCCUCGAGCAGCGCAUCUACGGCCUCUUCGCCCCGGUCCGCGAGAUGAAGGAGGAUCACCAAGACCACCACGGUCUUCCACCUAAGAAUGUGGCUUUUCUCAUCCGCCGCAACUACAGCGCCCAUAGUAAGCACAUCAAUCCCAACGACAUCUCUCUCGUGACAAAGAACUGGGCCGCCAUACAUUCAGGCGAAUAA
Didymella exigua CBS 183.55 is the source of this 315-nucleotide messenger RNA. RefSeq lists its product as uncharacterized. The coding region runs from base 1 to 315 and encodes 104 amino acids. The record is from RefSeq and is a predicted model, not a curated record. Lineage: Eukaryota; Fungi; Ascomycota; Dothideomycetes; Pleosporales; Didymellaceae. The transcript has 2 exons.